UACAUUUAUAAUAAAUUCCAAGAAACGUGUCCAAGCUGUUUAAGGUUAGAAUUAUCAGUCAGCGAGAUUUAUUCGAUUUUUAUUUGAUUCUUAGAAAAAGUAUCUAUUUAGUCAAAUAGAAAGGAAAAUCGUAUUUAUAAAUUGCUGCACAAGAAUGAGUAUUAAAAUAUGUUGCAUAUGUGAGUUUGAAAAUGCUAAAUAUAAAUGCCCCAAGUGUAAAAAAUUUUACUGCUCAGUAGCGUGUUGCAGCAAACACAAGGAAAAUUGCACUGGAAGUAUUGAAUCUAAUAAUUGUGAUAUAGAGAAUAGUGAUUCAACGGAGAAAACUAAUGUUCCAUAUAGUUUUCCUACCGAAGAUACAGUUCCUAUUGAAAAACUUGAGCAGUUACGAUAUAGCAAGGAUUUAAAAAAUUAUUUAAAAACUUCUCAAGUUCGUGAUAUUAUAACAGAAGUUCUGAAAGAUAACAAUCCGACCAAAGCUAUUGCGAAUGCUAUGACAGAACCUUUAUUCGUAGAAUUAGCGGAUGCUUGUCUAAAAGUAGUUGAACCAUCAGAAGAAGAGAGACCUUGCUGACAAUUAGUAAUUGAAAAAUUAUAUAUAUAUAUAU
Ceratosolen solmsi marchali is the source of this 608-nucleotide messenger RNA. Its product is annotated as zinc finger HIT domain-containing protein 3. The coding region runs from base 155 to 574 and encodes 139 amino acids. The record is from RefSeq and is a predicted model, not a curated record. NCBI's taxonomy places the organism in Eukaryota, Metazoa, Arthropoda, Insecta, Hymenoptera, Agaonidae. The transcript has 2 exons. Gene Ontology annotation, molecular function: protein binding.